Molecule: messenger RNA, 1542 nt
Organism: Alternaria atra
Lineage: Eukaryota; Fungi; Ascomycota; Dothideomycetes; Pleosporales; Pleosporaceae
Exons: 4
Coding region: 1-1542 (513 amino acids)
Molecular function (GO): heme binding; monooxygenase activity; oxidoreductase activity, acting on paired donors, with incorporation or reduction of molecular oxygen
Source: RefSeq, a predicted model, not a curated record
AUGGAUACAGCAGCAGGCCUUGCUACAAAGGCUUUCAACGCGAGUCUUGUCACGCUUGUAAUACUCUCAACAGCAGUACUAUGUCGGAUCUUUUACAUGCAGAAGCUGCAUCCUCUUUCGAAGUUUCCAGGGCCUUGGUAUGCGACCUCGUUCUCUGUCUUUGGUGCCAUAGUCUCUGUAUUGCACAAAGAGCCUGAGUUCUUUGUUUACCUAGUGGAGAAGUAUGGAACGGAUAGCCCAAUUCGCAUCUCUCCUACGAUGCUGCUCUUUCCUAAGCCGUCGGCCCUCAAGGACAUUUAUCGAGAUUCACAGUGCAACACAAGGGGCGGCAUGUAUAACAGUGGGGCUUUGGGGCCUCCGCAUCUAGUCUCCACGAUAGACGGCGAGACGCACCGUGUCUUGCGCAAAGCCUUAUCGAACGCGCCAUGGUCCAUCGGCCCACUGAAGAAUGCAUGGGAAUCUCGCUUCGAUGACCAAAUCUCUCUUCUUGUCGAGAAGAUGAAAGAACAUGCGGAGGCUAAGCGCACCAUAUGCCUCUCUGACAAAGUUGCAGAAUUCGCGGCGGAUAUUCUCAGCAUCAUCUCAUUUACGCAGCCUUUUGGCAGUGUCGAGAACCAGCGCGACGAGAAGUACCUACUGACCAACUGGCGCAAGGGCCUGACAUUCUUCGGCUUCUCAGGAAGGUUUCGAUUCUUCAGAGAAAGGGUUUUGCGACUGCCUGUUGUAGGGUCCUUGCUGUUACCAACUACCUCUAACGAUUACGGCAUGGGUUGGUUGAUGGGCGAAGCGGAUCGACAGGUUACCACGCGAGAGCAGCAGAAUAAAGAGAAGCCGUUUGAUGGAAGGCCAGACUUCCUACAGCACUGCCUUGAUGCUCGUUACUCAGACGGCUCUCCACUGACUCCAACGCAAAAGCGUGCUCAUGUUACACUUCUUUAUCAAGCCGGAGCAGACACAACAGGUACAGCACUGGGAUGUAUCCUCCGGCUCAUCUUGACAGACCCUUCCACGCUUGCACGUGUCCGCACAGAGCUUGAUGCAGCAGAUUCGGCCGGUCUUCUAUCAACGCCAAUUCGUUAUGAUGAGACUCUCCAGCAUCUUCCGUUUUUUGUUGCCUGCAUCAAAGAGGGUCUUCGGCUCUUCCCACCGGCACCCAACCUAUUCCCUAGAGUGACGCCAAAGGGAGGUAAAGUCAUCGAUGGACACUAUGUACCGGGUGGAAUGGAUGUCACCAGUCAUGCAUACAUUAUACAACGUGACAAAGGCUUCUACGGUCAGGAUGCGGAAGAAUUCAAGCCUGAUAUGUGGAUGCAAAGCGAGAAGAAGAACUUCGAGCUGGAGGCGGCUCAGUUUACAUUCGGUAUCGGAGCCAGGAUGUGUCUGGGCAAAGACGUCGCAAAGUUAGAGAUGUAUAAGCUGUUGCCGGAGAUCAUUCGUCGAUUCGACGUCCACGUCAUACAGUCCGGCAAGUAUGUCGUCGAUGGAGGAGUGGCCUACAAUGUUGAUUUUCUGGUUGAGUUGGCUGUUAGGAACUCGAAAUAG